AAGACAAAUAGAGCAUUCACGUAGAUUGACAAUUUCCGAAACCCUGUCAUCUCCUUCUCCUUCUCCUUAGCUCUCUUGUUCACUCAUCAUAGCGGCAAAGGAACGAUCUUCGUGUAGUCUGCAGCUUCACGAACCACGUUGAGGCGACUAAGUCGAAGCUCCUUAGCCGAUCUCUUCUUGGAUUCGCUAAGGACAUUUUUCUAUGACCGGGUGAGCCCUGAUUCAACUACAACUCAAGGCACUUCGCGAAGGGGGAAGGACAAAAGAUUCUUCCUUGUACUUGCUAAUUUGAGGUUAAGGUUUCCGAUCAGAUUUGGCGUUGUCCUCGAAGCUUUCUGAAUUCUCCACAAUCAAUAUCCAUAGGGCAUGGGUUGCUUCUUCUCUUGCUUCCGUGUGUCGGAGGAUGACGAUCGCGCUCAGCUCCCUCAUUCCAUUCCCUAUCAGAAAUCCCCCGAAAUGGAGGAGUUAUCUGGAUAUGAUUACGAAGUGUUUUUGAGCUUCAGAGGACCAGAUACUCGUACCGAUAUUGCUGAUUACCUUUAUGUCAGCAUGAUUGAUGCUGGAAUUCGGGCAUUUAGGGACGAUGAAGAACUCAGCACCGGGGAAGAGAUCGGUGGCCAGCUUCUCCAAGCAAUUCAGCACUCAAAGAUCUCAAUACCAAUCUUUUCUAGAGGAUAUGCUGAUAGUCCAUGGUGCCUUAGGGAGUUGGUCAAGAUGGUGGAGAGCAAGAACACGGGGGGACAAAAGAUCAUGCCCAUUUUCUAUGAUGUUGCACCGUCCGAGGUCAAAUACCAGAAAGAUCACUACAGCAACGCCAUUGUUUCUCACAGGAAGCGGUUCAAUGAUGAGACUAUCAACAACUGGAAGGCUGCUCUUAAAGAGGUCGGAGAACUAAUGGGAUGGGACCUCCAUGGCAAACCAAAUAGAGGCAAAGGUGAAUUCUUGAAAGAAGUUGUCAAUAAAGUUUUGACUGAGUUGAGAACUGCCUACGUGGAAGUGUCCGAUUGCUUUGUCAAAGUAGACAAUGACAAUGAUGUGGAUGAAAUCAUAAGGAUGAUAGGUCCACAGAACAAUGAAACAAAGAUUGUUGGAAUUCACGGUAUUGGUGGCGUGGGAAAGACGACUCUUGCCAUAUUUGUGUACAAUCAACUUUCUAGAGAUUUUGUUGAUAAUUGUUGCAUCCUUUAUGACAUGCGAACACAAAACAUUACAGACUUGCAGAAACAGCUCAUAUAAAAAAUCCUUAAAAUGAAAUCGCUUGAU
Messenger RNA from Eucalyptus grandis, 1263 nucleotides. RefSeq names its product disease resistance protein RPV1. The transcript is spliced from 4 exons. The record is from RefSeq and is a predicted model, not a curated record. Bases 367 to 1236 code for a protein of 289 amino acids. Lineage: Eukaryota; Viridiplantae; Streptophyta; Magnoliopsida; Myrtales; Myrtaceae. Gene Ontology annotation, molecular function: ADP binding. Gene Ontology annotation, biological process: defense response; signal transduction.